Molecule: messenger RNA, 2184 nt
Organism: Aspergillus brunneoviolaceus CBS 621.78
Lineage: Eukaryota; Fungi; Ascomycota; Eurotiomycetes; Eurotiales; Aspergillaceae
Product: F-box domain protein
Exons: 3
Coding region: 1-2184 (727 amino acids)
Source: RefSeq, a predicted model, not a curated record
AUGACUUCGCAGCUGUCAUGUCUCGAAAAUUUGCCGAACGAAAUCCUGGAUGAGAUUGUGAGCUAUCUUCCGGUGGCUACUCCCUCCGAAUACAACUUUCAUCAUACACCAGCAAUAUACUUCACAGCUUCCAGUACGCAGAACUUGAAGAAUGCCGCACAAGUAUCUUCACGGCUGCUCAAGCUCGUGCGAUCAAGACUCUACGCGCAUUCUCGAUUCUAUCUCGAUGAUCUCUAUGACUUUCUCAAUUUCGUCACAUCGCACAGACUAGAACGCUAUAUUACCUCGCUUGUCGUGCUACUCGGGAAUGAUCCACCCCGCGACUUGGACAUUAACCGGUUGCUCCGACAUCUGUCCAACCUCAACCCAUUGCGGAUCACUGUUCUUGCACCACCUUCGCGGAUUGGGGCCAUGUUGAACACCAAGGCUCCGGAGGAGCAUAAUUGGGCAUUUCAAAUUACUCACCAGUUGUGUCAGUGGGAGCGAAGUACCCUGCCUGAAUCCCCGGUCUUCACGACUAACCCGUCAUCCAAUCCGUUGGAUAUCAUGGCCUAUUCAUCACUCAGAUUCAAUGAGGGCUCCUCGCUCAGAGCGUACGCACAUUAUGAGUACUUCUUAUUCGAGGUUCCGUCAGUGCUUGGUAAAUGGGGUACAAUAGCCUCCAUGGGCAGCGAUGAGGAGAAACUUUCCAUAUCGCGCGGGCUCCGGCAUCUGACUUCAUUCAGCUACACCGCUAUAUUCCCCUUCUAUAAUCAUGUGAAAUUGGUCUUGGAUGCCCUGGAGCUGAUGAUGAACUUGCAAUCAUUCACCGUACAACUGGCCCCAUGCUCAGAAGACUCGGCCAUUGACCUGGCAAACAGAGGUCCCAUCGAUCCCAACGAUCCAUGGAUGGAGCUGGCUACGGGGUACGAUAUCAUCGCUCAUUCCAUCAUCGAGCUGGGACGUAGCGCUUCGCUUGUUCAUUUCCGCACCCUUGACUACCAAAACGAGGCACUUCGUGUUGAACUCAGCCAAUCGUUAGGCGCAAAGUUCAAAGAUACCGAAUGGGAGACGAAUGGCCAUGGGGAAUGGACCAAAACAGCAUCGAAUGGAGGAAUCAAGAACCAGUCCUCGAACACUGGACCGCCGGCGAUAUUGUUCACUCGGACAACCAUGGAUUCCACCAGUAACUCACAUGCUGCUGGACCUGCGCUUCCCACUCUGGCCCACAAUUUGCUGUUAUCCGAUGAAGCAAGCAGCAGUAGUCAACAGUCCGUGGACGACAUAGAUUCGAGUCAUCCGCCACACCAGACAGAAUCCUGGAACCUCUACGCAGAUAUCAAUGCUGGAUUGCAAGCAUCCCCGGAGAGUGCAUUCCGCGCUGGCUCAGUGAUCGGUUUCUCGCGGCUCCGAAGCGAGAACAACGAGAAUACGGAAGAUGAUGAAUGUUUAAGCCAGCUUCCUCGAGCCCUUCUCACAGCCCACUUAGUUCGCCAAGCCCAAACACUCAACGCACCCAACUCAACGGCCGUCUAUAUCGUCCACCCAGCCACAUUCAACGCCUUCUCCCCCAGAAGACUCCUCGCCUCCCUGCUCAACACCACCACCACCACCAACCGCCAAGUCUUGACACGCGACGCCGCGAUCGCCUGCCUCGACCGCGUCCAACUCUUCCCCGUCUUCGACCUCCAGACCGCAUUACAAGCCAUCCACGAAAUCAGCUCAGCCGUAGCAUCAUCCGCCGCGGGCCGCAACUCCCUGCAGCCCAACAAAGCCAUCGUCCUCGUCGCCGGCCUCAACACCCUCGCCGAGGGCGUCGUGCGCACAUCCAACGCCGCGCGAGGCGCGGCCGCCCUGACGGCCGCCCUACGGACAUUAACACACCUGACCCGCACUGGUCCUGCAGCGGUGUCGGUGCUGCUGGUCAAUACGAGUGGACUGGGGACAGCGGCCGCCAAUGCUGACUAUGCGAGUGGGUCGAUCGCAAUGCAGGAUGAGGCCAGCAGUCGGGAAAGUGGGGUUCGGUCUGCAUUUGGCGCAAAUGGGGCGAACCUAUUUCCGAGCUUGUUGAUGCGGACGUUGGACCAGGGACUUGAUACGCAUAUCCUAGUGUCGCCUAUCAAGGGGUCGGGGGUGGUAGUCGAGGUUAUCAAGGACCGGUUGGGCGAGGGGAUCGGGAAGUGGUGUGUUUGGAAAAGCAUUUGA